Porites lobata is the source of this 8606-nucleotide messenger RNA. NCBI's taxonomy places the organism in Eukaryota, Metazoa, Cnidaria, Anthozoa, Scleractinia, Poritidae. The record is from the annotation of a GenBank genome assembly.
AUGGCGGCGAAAUGUGGAGAAGUUGUUUUCAAGGCUGGCGAGGUAUGAGAUAACAGAUUUUAGAAAUAUUUCAACAGUUAUGCUUGUAUUUUGUGUUGCUUCUUUAUAUUCGUUUAUCAAAUUUAUUUUGAGGGUUUAAACUUUGGGCACACUGUGCUCUUGUCAAGACGUUUUCAUUUAUCUAUAGUCCGCCGUCUGUUCUUUUCAUCCCCUGGUGGUUCUUGAGUUUUAGCGGUUAUUAAUGUUAUUUAUCUCUUACCUUGCUUUGAAGAGUUACCUGUCAUGUAGCACUGAAUUGCUUUGUCUUGCUGGUGACCCCUAUUUAACCAUAAAAAACUGCCAUCGUCGAGUUUUAUUUUAUAUCAAGUCAAGGAAAAGAUGUAAACUUAUGCUAACAUUCUAUUGCUCAGGUUUUCUCCGUCAAGUCAUCAAAAAUUAAAAAAAAAUCGAAAUCCUUCAAUAAAUAAAUCCCGAAUGAAAAUGAAGAUGAAUAUGGAAACAGCAGCCUAGACAGGGUUUAAGCCUAUGUGUUUUUUUAUAUGCAAAGUAAUUGGAGAAAUGUUUUACCCAAAUUUAUAGAGUUUUGUAUAGAGUUGCCAUUUUGUUGUCCCUCUCAGGGUCACCAGUAUGGACCAAUAUGGCAGCUGUCACUGAGUUUUGCUUUGGAAGCAUGAAUUUAUCACCCCAAACUGAAGCUUCAACUUCCUCUCCCAGAGAUCAAAACCCCCCUGUGCAUUUGAAGUUUUGAAAUUGAAAAUUUGAACAGAAACUAUAUUAUCUUUUAACUACCGAUGUAGCUUUCUAAAUACUCUUGGAGCUGAGUCUGCAGACAGAGGAAAGCUUGUAUAAUUCUUUCCAGACUCGCCAUGUUGGCGUACACAAUAAUUAAUUUUUUAUCAUGCCUCUUGCCGGCAGGAAGACAGAUCACAAGAAAUUAAGGCCAGGGUUGAAAUUCCCCAUCCCCUGUCCCUCAAAAAAAAAAAAAAAGAAUAACCCAAAGUCCCUGGGUUUGGAUUCCUCAUGUUUGCACUGGUAUGCUAUAGGUCACUAUGUUUCACUAAUGUGCACAAUAAUUGUAAUAUUAUUGACUAACACGUCUGAAAUUAUUAAUUCUUUAAGGAUGGUAAUGAGUCAGAUAUCUGGGAUGACACUGCCUUAAUAGAAGCUUACGAUCGAGCAAUAAGUGCUAUAAAGGUAUGGUAGUUAAAGACGACUUAGUCGCUUUUAUUAAUUUUGUAAAAUUAAUCUAAAAUGUUCACUUGGAGUGUUACUGCUUCCCGUUGGGAUCUUCCUUACGGUAGCUUUGGCUUUACUGCAGCCAGUUUCCAUUCUAAACACAAAAUGUCAUUGAUAAAAAAACAAAAAUAAAAACAUGGGAAAUCAGUUGAACUACCGGAAAAUUCCGAAAAUAAGCCCCGGGGCUUAUAUCUUUCAAAGGCCCUUUUUGAGGGGCUUAUCUACGGAGGGAUAUUUGCGUUUCAAAAUCGAUUGGGCUAGGCUUAUAGUUGAAAGUAAAUUUGCCAUUUUUGCUUUGUUUUCUUUGUAUUUGAGGGCAAUAUGUCCAAGUACAAGCCCCCGGAGAGCUUAUAUCUGGAGGGGCGAUUUAACGGGGGGUCUUUUUGCGUUACCGGUUUGGGGGGCUCAUAUUUGGAGGGGCUUAUUUUCGGAAUUUUACGGUUUACCAUUUUUGUCAGGUGCAGAUUGAAGUUUCAGAAAAAGCAAUUUUUUCUGACCUAAGUUUCCAUACUAACUUGAUGAUGUCAUUGUCAGUAAAUGCUGUCAAGUUUUGAGAUUUCUACAUGUUCAUUUUUCAAGUUAUUCUUAUAAUAUUAUCUUGAGUCGUACUAAUUCUAAAGUAAUUCUUUAAAAGAAGAGUUAUUCAGAAGUAAAUUUUAAAAGUUACAAUGGUAUUCAUUAUUUUUGUUUGUUUUGCCGUGAAAAUGAACAGAAAGGAGGAAAGAAUGGUGGUUCAAAGAGUAAGGGCAAUGGAAAACACAGGUAUGAAGCAAACCAAAAGUGUGUGUUAGCUGUUAUAAUACCCUCCAUUUAUUUUGUAAAAACGCUUGUUUUCAAAACUUUUUUGGUUGUCUUGAAGGUGAAACACUGUUGAGAUUUAUGUUGAUUGAUGAAUUAUUAUUUUUAAAAGGAAAAACCAAGCUUCAAAAAAGAAGGACAAUAAAAAGAAGGCUGCAGAACAGGUAACACUUUUGUUUCUUAGCAGCAAAAGACAGUACUGUUUCAUUUUAAAAUAUUUAAAAAUUCAAAUGUCCAGCUCAACAGAUUAUUACUCUCAGCCAGGGAAAGGAAACAAAGAAUAAUUUUUAAUGCUACUCGUACUUCUUGAACGUUAAAAUAAUCUAUUACUUGUACUUGCAUGCCAACACGUCCUGAAGAGGAAAUGCGUGCGACCAUUCAAAUUUCAAUUAGUAUUGUUGUGAAGUAGAAUCCCUCCUUUCUUGUUUUUAUUUUGUUACCAGUACUUUCAGAUGAUAUGUGGGCUAAGAUGCAAUUUGUCUGGCAUAAUAACACCCAGUCUCUUUUGAGAUUUUCUUCAUCAGACAACACUUUUCUUAUAAUAUAUUGUUAACCUGUGUGGCUGGUGGAAAAAGAGGAAGGGGAGGGGGAGAUAAUUUGUCACCUACUUAUUUUUUUUUGUCUCUGUUUUAAAUUUUCUAGUAAGAGAACCCUGAGUAGUGGUUGAGUGAAUACAAAGUAGUUAGCAUAGUCACAAGUGAGGCCUUGUUAAAGUAAAAUUCUGACAAGCAACAUGGCCCUGAAACAGACUUAUAAAUUAAAGGGUGAUGAAAUGCUGACAAACAACAUAAUUAAGUGGAUUGAAACUCUGAUGGUGAUGAGGACAAUCCCAAAUACAGCGUUCAAUACCAGUAGUAAAAUGCUGACAGGGAUAGAGCCUCCUCCUCCUCAAUGCAUAAAACAAAAUUUAAGGUAGGGAUAUAUGCCGCUGACCCCUUGUAGAGAGCCUCACAAGUAUAAAAAUGCUUUUAUCAGCAACUAACAAAUUCCUUAUUCACUAAAUCAAUUAUAUUUUCAGUGGCAUGUUGGUGAUAGUUGCCGAGCUGUUUUCUCAGAGGAUGAACUAAUCUAUGAUGCUGUAAUAAUUUCAAUUGAUGCCAAUUCCAAAACUUGUGUGGUAAAAUUUUGUGGGUAUGGUAACACAGAAGAACAGUACUUAGAUGAUUUACUACUACCCAUAUCUAAGAAGAACAGAAAGUCUUCAAAACCCUCUAGUAGUCAACCUGUCUGGCCGACAUCCCCAGGACAACAGGUAAUAAUAAUUAUUAAUUUUUAUGUAACAUUGCAUUUGGAAGAAAAGUCGAGUAACUUUUUAUGACAUAAUGUGUCAUUAUGACCCAUUAUCCAGCGGUUAGACUGUUAAUCGUUAGUGUCGAGGUUACUGGCCCAAAGCUAAGUGUUACCUCCAUGACAACUUGUUCUAAAAUUUGUCCAGUUUCUUCUGACAAGAAGAAGACAAGACAGUGUUAAAAUUAUUGGGUAUCUUGUGAACAGGCUUAUUACUGUAUUUUUUUAUUCAGCCAUAAACUGAGACCCUAAACUUUGAAUGUGUAGUCACUAGAAUCAGCAUAACCAAGAAUGAAAAACAAAUCGAAAACACCUGGCUAUAAGCUGAGACCCAUUCAUUACAAGACUUUUAACUACGGUAAAACCUAAUACUUUUUUGAAAAAUGUAACCUUCCCCCAUGAAAAAGUUCAUAAGGCUGUCCAUUCUCUUGCUUUAUAUUUGUAGAUACCUUGUUCACACCAGUAAACAGUGCAAAAACUGGGUGUAACUAGCAUUUCCCUAUCAUUUCACCUUGUCACAUUCUGAUUUACAAAUGAAAAUGUAUUAGUUCAUGGGUAGGCUGGAUAUCAAAGGGGAAAUCUGUCAUAAAAGAAAAAAAACAGCAACAACAACAACAAAAGCCUGGUUCUAGUCUCAUGAUACAAAUAUGGGACAUCGUACAAAACAGCCUUAUUUCUAACAUUCAGUGCCCAGCAAAACUCUCUAGUUUGUUGUCUGUUGAUGGCAGUCACAUCCAGCAUUAUAUUUUAUCCAGCUGGCUGUUGCCUGGAAAAGAUAUCAUUCUAGCAGUUUCCUGGUAAAGGUCUUGGACAAAGGUGUUAAUUAAUAAAGUUAAUGAUAUGUUAUUCUUUCAGAAUGCAGAUAGUGAAAUGGAUUGGACAGCAGGCAGCCAGUCACCUAUAAGAUGGCAGAUUAGUGACUUGUGUCUUGCUCCAGAACAACCCAGCCAGCACCUUCAUGAAGCUGUAAUCAACUCUUUCUCUACACCAUACACCUGCAAGGUUACUUUCCUCAGAUCCAGACAACGGUAAAGCUUUAAUGUUGUUAUUAAAUCUAACAGAUUGUAAUAGUUGAAGCUCUCGCAAGCGAUGGCCAUGGACAAGUGGUCAUAGAGCUGGUUGCUUAUGAGAAUGAGCUCUCGUAAGUGACCGCAUGGUAAUACGAUAGAGGGUGGUUGCUUUCAAGAGCUUCAGAAAUUCGUUAAUAAUUCAUAAAGAAAAAACAAAAUAAAUUAGUUUUUAAUGAGUGUCUUUAUAUCUGAUAUAGACACAGCUAAACUUUACAUCCAAUUUUUUAGACCAUUAGCGCAGUGUGCAGUUUUAUUAGAGUGUUGAUUUAUGUGAAUAAGACUAUGAGUGGUCACUUAGUGGUCGCUUACAAGAGCCUAAAAACAAAGGAAAAGUCCAGUUGGGUAAUCCCAAAAGUGGUCGCAGUCCAGUAUGAGAGCUUUCAUUACAAAGUUUAAGUCACAGAUCAAAGGGGGUUUUAAUUCAUAAAAUGUAGUCAUAACUAGAGCCGGUCAAGGAGAGCUUCAGCUGCACUAGUAGGUGCCUAUUUUUUACUGGGUAAUUGUUAAUGUUAAAAGCACUGGCUCCUGGAUGAAGAAUCAGUGUUGCUGGGGGAGGUCAGAGCACUAGACUUACAAUCCAAGGCUAGGCCCUGAGUUCAAAUCCCCUUCUGACCAAUAGCUAGAUUUGUUUCUUGGUAUCAGUAGUCCUGAGUUCAACUCCUAGGUCACAAUAGCCAUUCUAACUAGUUUGCCUCUAGUCUGCGAAUAUAGCUGUCUCUCCUUGCACCUCACCACUAGGAACAUUUCACAGGAGAUGUCUGCCCCUUUAUGAUAGAAAUUCCCUACUGAUGUAAAAUCUGGUCAGGAGCUCUGAUUGGCUGAUGUAGUACAUUGAUUUAUGUCGUUAGUAUGGAACUUCUGUCGUUGAGGCACAAAUGUCUCUCCUACAUGUCCCUAGCGCGGAGAAGCAAGGAGAGGUAGCUCUAUUCGCAGCCUAGUUUGCCUCUUAUCAGUAAGGAUUUUUUAAAAUUUUGAAUCAUUUGUUUCGGUUAUUUACUCGGCCCUAUUUAUAAUUUUUUUUAUGAUAAUUAAUGCAAAGGGUAAGUAUAUAAAGAUUAUCUAUUUUUAUUUAUUGCUUUAUGUCAUACUUUUCCAGACAAGAUGUUGAUGUGUCAACACUGAAGCCGUCACAGCCAUCUCAUCAUCUGAGGAAUCAUCAUCGUCAUCAUCAUCACCCUUACACCUCUGAACAAAGAUACCCCAUGUCAGGAUCUCCAUUUUCUAGUUAUCCAUUGUCUUCAAACUAUAACCCUUCUGUAAGUGAUGUAAACACUUUGUAAAGCUUAUCAUAACUGAUCAGCCAAUUUAAUAUUAUGCUCAUAGUAUCUCAGUAAGUGAAUUUUAACCUAACAAGUCUAGUCAGAUUGACUGUUUAGGUAACAAGUUGGUUGAUUGAAGGAUUAUUUUUUGGGAAGGCAGGGGUGGGGAGUCCAAACCUCCUGCCUAAUGUACCUUGCAUCCCUGGCUUCUUCCCUUUUUAUCUUUGGCUUCUUCCAUUAAAACCCCUUUUUUGAUGGCGAAACACAUUGUAUUUAGCAUUGUUGCAUAGUAAAAAUUAUUUCCCUUAAUUCUCCCGCUUCCCAUCCUUUUAGACUCCCACCUCCUCCCUUUCCUCUCCAACUUCCCAUAGCCCUCCUGCUGCUGUUGUCCCCGGCUCCCACCCCCCUGUCCUUCCCCACUAUUUUGAGAGGGCGGACUGAUAUAUGACUGGGUAUAGAAAGAGGUGGAGCUGUAUUCUGCUAAUACCUUUGCUACCUAUUAAUUACCUCAAGUGUUUGCAAUACUAAGCAAUCAAGAGCAGACUCUGCUCCUCAGCCAGGUUGCUCUGUACAACACAGUCAUCUAGUAUCAAGGAGGGGUCAGUGUGGCUGAGUGGUUAGAGUGCUGGACCUGCAAUUCAGAGGCCCUGAGUUUUAGUCCUGCCCUAACCCCUAGCUGGAUUUGUUCACGGUAGUCCCGAGUUCAAAUCCUCGACCGCACUUGUAAAGAACCAGCUGGUUUGCCUCUGGCCAGUUAUCCCUGUUAUGUUUGAUUUGAACUAUUUGUUUCAGUAUUUGCUCAGCCCCACUAGCAUAAUUACUAUAAAUACUGCGGAGGGUAAAUAAAGGAAUUAUUAUUCACAUUUAUAUUAUUAAGUCUGGUUACUAACCAUUCAUUGUAUAAUUUUGCUCCUUCAGACAAACUUCUUCCCUCCUGCUCCUCCACCACCUCUGCCUCCAAACCUCCUGCCUCAUCACUGGCCAACUUUAAAUCCAUCAGGGCUUUCACCCUCCUCAAAUACAGUAAGCAUAACAUUCCUAAACAACAUAUUAUUUAGCUUUAAGUUUUUAAAAUUGUGUGGGCAUUGAAUUUUCUUUAGACAAAGUGUUUUGUAGAAUCGAUAGUGGAUGAACUAAUGUAUGAUGCUGACUAAUAAUUUUGCCAUGGGCUUGUGUUAGCAAAUUAAGCAGUUUGUAUAGGUUUGAACAGAAUAAUAAUAUUACUGUAAUCAGUUAAAUAAUUGUGUAUUUAGCAAACACCUCUAUUAACCCUUUCGCAUUCAGAAAUAGCCAAUGUCAAAAUUACCCAAAGUUGCCAGUUGAUGUGAAGAUUGAAACACAUGAAUUUCACUGCAGCCAUUAAUCUUGUAUUAAUUUGCCAUGAGAAUUUUGCCAUAAAUAAAAUUUUGAUCUCUUUACUGGUAGUACAUUAAUUUUAAACAACCAAGCAAUUAAACACUUAUUGUAUUAUCCUGACCUAUUGUAGUUCCAAUAUGCACCUAUGCCUCCUCCACCUGUGCCAGUCAACAAUAGUGAUAUAUCUCAUGACAAUGAUGCGCUAGCAAGCAUGUUAAUGGCCUGGUAUUUGAGUGGUUAUCAUACAGGUUACUAUCAGGUAAGAGAUCUUGCAAAGGUACUAACAGGAAAAUAGGGGAAAGAGAGAGAAGCCAGCAUGUUGUGGCCAACUAGUUACUGUGUAGGCACAGGGAGACCACCCUCUAUUAGUGUGGCCAUUGUUGAUUGAAAUCUGAGCAUCGAUAUUUUGUUCUUCAUAGCAGAAAAUUCAGAGGAACAUUAUGGUGGCUAUAAUUUGGUCCAAAAUGCAGAUUUUAACAUAAAUUGUUUCAAUAAAAGUUUGAAGAAAUUAAUGUUUACUGAGUCAUGAGUCAUGUUUAAGUUCUUUUAAGCGUUAUUUUGGAAGAUGAUUUUUUGACCUUGGGGUUAGAACUAAAGAAGGAGACUCCUAACUACCAGAGGGUGGUCUGCCUGUGGUAUAGGUCUUUUCAUCCAGUUAAUACUAUUUUACAUCACAAAUAAUCAUUAUGCUAGCCCAAUUCCUCCCUGGACUGUCUACUCUCUUACAUUUUCUUCUGCUGACUUCCAUUAUCUUAGCCACUGAAUUGAGCCAGUAGCUGGGGUUUAGCAAUAUCCCUGCUCACCACCUUAACUAUGGUGCAGGUUUGAUUUUCUGUCCUACUGUUCAUUAUAUCAUGAGUUCAGUUUGUUGCUAUUCUGAGCCCUGCUCAAGGGGUUUUCUUCAGUUUUCCUCCUCCAUAAAAAGUAUCAUUUCCACAUUCCAUUCCAUUUCAAUCAAUCAAUCAAUCAACCCUUUCUGUGACCAUGGUACCGCAGUCAUCAUCAUCAUCACCAUCAUCAUGAAGUGAUAAUUUUGUCUCAAAAUUCAGUCUAGAUCCCACUUGUCCACUUAAUCACAUCCAUCUUCGUCUCUUUUUUUCUUCCUUUUUGUAGGCUAUGCAAAACCUUCGCUGUGGUUCCAGUUUAAGAAACAAUGAAGCUCCAGUGUCUUCAACUGAUUCAGAUGUUAACAAGAAAGAUUCAAGUCAACCACCAACAACAUGAAAACAUGCGCACUUAUUUAUUACUAUUGUCUUAUAAGAGGGUUUCCUGUAACAUGGUGGACUUAUUUUUUGUAAAGAGGUGUUUGCAGUGAAUAAAUAAAACACAAGAUCUGUCAAACGAUGUUGUAUGUAGGGCUCAGCCUAAUUAGUUCCCCCAAAAAUUAUUUCAAUAACAUUCUUUCCAUCCUAAGAGACAGGGUUUAAUGGUCCAUCUGGGUUUCCUUAAUCUAAUCAUGCUUAAGUAUUACUGAUAAGACUUCACAGGAGUGUGGAUCACAAUAAUAGAGAGCUUUAGAUUUGAGGACAAGGACUACUUUGAGUACAAGAUUUUACUUUGUUUUUUCGCGUAUUGUCAAAAAAUAUUCAACCUGGCAAGC